This is a messenger RNA of Coniophora puteana RWD-64-598 SS2, 2265 nucleotides long. RefSeq lists its product as uncharacterized. Gene Ontology annotation, biological process: mRNA cis splicing, via spliceosome. Lineage: Eukaryota; Fungi; Basidiomycota; Agaricomycetes; Boletales; Coniophoraceae. The transcript is spliced from 5 exons. Gene Ontology annotation, cellular component: precatalytic spliceosome. Gene Ontology annotation, molecular function: RNA binding. The record is from RefSeq and is a predicted model, not a curated record. Bases 631 to 2166 code for a protein of 511 amino acids.
GCAGAGCGGGUGGCCUCUAUGGAGGCAUCCAGUUUUCGUCUGGAAAUACUCUUAACUACUCGUCUCCAUCCACGACAGCAAAAACUGCCCCACCUCAACCUUCUGGGAAUGACAACACUCAUGACAGUCCACUUGGCCCCGAGGCCACUUCCAUCAAACCUACUGAGGAGAAUGUAGCUCGAGUAGGCAGCACAACGACAGCAGAGCAACCAACCCAGGGCGGAGCAGGGGGAGCAACGAGUGGGAAAGCCACAGCUGGUAUCUCCCUAUUCCUGUGCAUUGCCAGCUAGAAGCACCGUAUUGACCGCAUCGUCUCAUACCCUCAUCUGUGCUUCUUGCCUCGAUGCCUCAACAGGAUGGUCUGCCGCGCUUGCCUUCGCGCCCGUCCGACGCGCGCCCCCGAAGGCAAAAGCGGCUGCUAUCCGUCUACCUAUCGGUGCCACCGCUGUCGCACCUACAGGCGCCGCUGCAUCCAACCCUAUCCCUGCUGGUGCCAACAUCUCGACUACAGCGGUCGUGUUUGCACCCCCAGAACUUGUUCCGGAGCCUGGAGCGGACAAACCGAAAGGCGAAGAUGGACCAGCGGAUAAGGAUGGCGGUUGGCAGAAGAAAGAGGGCUGGGGCAAGAAGAUGCCGCCAUCCAUGAUUCUUGAUGAGGAUGUCAAUGGCUUCAAGAACUCUAGAAAGCGUAGAGGAGGUGCCGGUGGCGGAGGAAAGAAGAGCAAAAAAAACAAGAACCUUCAACUGGCUAACGUUUGGGAUCCACUGGAGUCAUACGACCCUCUUCAUCCCAACGAUUACAAUGAAUACAAAAUGUGGAAGCAGCGUGAGCGUGUAGAAAGGGCUGCAGAGCGAGCCGCUGACAGGAAGAGAGCACGUGAGAAGGGUGAUGAGAGCGAAUAUACUGACGAGGAAAGCGAUGAAGGAAGGCCUAGGAAAACUGGGAGGUACGAUGAAGACAUGGCACGUCCGUAUUACGACGAUGAAGAACAACCAAGAGGGCUGGAUGCACCUCCUGCACCCGUUGACCGAAAUUUCUCGGGAGAAGAAGUCUAUCAGCGUCGCCUUGCUAUGUCGUCUGGCUCUCAUACACCAGCUUCCGCGGUGAUUGAUCGCAACAUGUCCGGUGAAGAAGUUUUCCAACGUCGCAUGGCGAUGUCUAGCGGGUCUUAUCCCCCGGCUAUGCCUCCAGUCCAAUCAAACGACGAUGACGACGAUGCCAUCCCUGGCCUGGGCCUGGACAAUCGCGAGCUAGUUCCUCCUAUAGCUCCUCUGUACCAUGAUCUUGCUCAGACAGGAGACGAAGCAUAUGCAAGACGCCUGGCGAUGUCGCAAGUUGCGCCACUCUCACAGCCAGAGGCUGCUCGAGCUCCUUCACCACCUCCCCUUGCAUAUAAUCCCUUCGCGCCGCCAUCGUCCGUUCCGCCUCCACCUUCUGUAGGCCCAUCCACGGUCGCAGUUCCUUUGGGACUUGAAGAUAGAAUAAAAGCCGCUGCUAGCAUCGCCGCGCGCCUUGGUGCUUUGGGUGUUAAUCAAGGACAACCGAUGCACGGCGGUAUCUCGCCGGGCCCUGGAUCCCAACUUGCUUUGUCUCAAGCCGAGAACGAGGGCGAGAGCUCAAAGCGGCCUAAUCCUCACGGGUUCGCUGCGCGCUUGAUGGCGAAGUGGGGUCACAAGGAAGGGCAAGGUCUUGGCGCAGAUGGUGCCGGCAUUGUCAACGCCCUCACAGUUGAACAAGUCCAGUCCGGAAAGUCCGGCAAGAAGGGAGGAGGUCAAGGCGUGCAUGGUCAAAAGGGUCGAAUUGUAAACGAUAACGACGAUCCUCGUGCUAGGGAGGACCGACUUCGGUUUGGGGAGCCAAGCCGUGUUGUCGUCCUCACCAACAUGAUCAGCAUCGACGACGUGGAGGACGGCGACCUCCGGGAUGAUAUCGGAUCGGAAUGUUCAAAGAACGGUACGGUGGAGCGUGUUAUCAUGCACGCAGUCUACCCGCCACCUCCAAAUGAAGAUGAAGCUGUGCGAGUCUUCGUCUUGUUUGCUGGUCCUUCCGGGGCGUGGAAAACGGUCCGUGAGCUGGACGGCCGGUUCUUUGGUGGCAGGGCGGUCCGAGCACGGUACUACCCGGAGAUAUCUUUCCAGCGACAUGACCUGGACGCCACUAUCUGAGAGGUCCAUGCGUUUUUGUGUUUCCUUUUUGUUUUUGUUUUGUUUUGCCUGAAGCCACAGCAGCGCAUAUGCAAUCACAGCUUGUCGAAUGAUUAUUGU